AUGUUUGCACUUCACAUAUAUCCGGCGUAUGAAGAAGAUGAAACAGUUGAACUUACAAUCCCUGAAUGCGAGUCUAAGAGCAAACCCUUUGUGGGGCAGAUUUUUCCAAAUUUGGAUGUAGGAUGUGAGUUUUACGACGAUUAUGCAGAGUUAUGCGGUUUUACAUCCAGAAAAAGCACAAGCACAAAGGAUGAUGAUGAUUUUGGUAUGUAUAAGGUGCGCACGUUCAUUGAGGGUCAUAAUCACGCCAUGGUUCCUACUGUAUCUAGACACCUUAUGCCCGUGAACAGGAACGUUACCCCCGUCCAUGAGAUGUGGAUUACGUCCGCGAUUAAAGCAAACAUUGGGCCUAUUAGAUCUUUCCGUAUGUACAGAGAGAUUAUGGGCGAAUGUGAGGAUAUUGGUUGCGUCAGUAAUGAUUUCAAGAAUUUUGUACGUGAUCUUAACGUUUACGCACUUGAUUCAGAUGCUCACAUGAUUUUGCAAACAUUCAUGAAUAAAAAAGAGUUAGGCAAUGGCUUCCAAUAUUUCUAUGAUGUAGACGAUGAGAACAGGCUGCGUCGGUUGAUUUGGACCGACGAAGUCUCUGUUAAGAACUACAAAUAUUUGGUGAAGCUGUGUCCUUCGACGCAACAUACAAUACCAACAGUAAUUGGUAACUGUUCAAAUAGGUAUAAAAUGAUCUUCACACCGUUCACGGGUAGGGAUAACCAUGGCAAGUGUUUGUCUUUUGGUGCAGCCAUCAUAUCUCGAGAAGAUGUUGAUUCGUAUUCUUGGGUUUUGGAAAAGUUUGUUGAAUGCGUGGGAAAUGCCCCACCGCUAUUAAUAACUGAUCAAGAUCCAGGGUUGAAAAAGGCUGUUGCGGCAGUUUGGCCUCAAACACGUCACAGAUACUGCACGUGGCAUAUUACAAUGAAGGUUGCUGAGAAGAUGCCGCAAAGAUUGAGGGAUAGCACUGAGUUCAAAACCAACUUUGGGAAUUUUGUUUGGUCUGAAUUUGAUGAGCCUGCUGUUUUUGAAGAGAAUUGGAAAAAUCUUAUGGAUGAGUACGACUUAUCAGAUAAUAGAUGGUUUUCUGAUAUGUUCGAUGAUCGUUCACACUGGAUCCCUGCAUACUUUAGAGAUGUCAGUAUGAGUGGAUUAUUCAGAACUACAUCGUUGUCAGAGAGCGAGAAUAGCUACUUCAAACGUGCAUUGGAGGCUCAACGACAUAAUUAUCAUAAGACUACCUUUGCUGACGAGACCAGAGUUCUACCCAUGAAGACGAGACUUAAAAUAGAGAAGCAUGCUGCAACCAUAUACACCAACAACAUAUUCAAGGAGGUUAAAUCAUGGAAGAAAAUGGAGAAGUUUAAGCCAAAGCUUACCUCCUUUGAAGUCGGCAGCAGUAAAUGA
Salvia miltiorrhiza (redroot sage) is the source of this 1395-nucleotide messenger RNA. RefSeq names its product protein FAR1-RELATED SEQUENCE 5-like. Bases 1 to 1395 code for a protein of 464 amino acids. Gene Ontology annotation, molecular function: DNA binding; transposase activity. The record is from RefSeq and is a predicted model, not a curated record. The transcript has 7 exons. NCBI's taxonomy places the organism in Eukaryota, Viridiplantae, Streptophyta, Magnoliopsida, Lamiales, Lamiaceae. Gene Ontology annotation, biological process: DNA transposition; regulation of DNA-templated transcription.